AAAAAAAAAACAAAAAAAAAAGGGGUCUGAGAAUAUAAAUAAAUAGUAUACUACUACGGAGACACACAACCUUGACCCUGCCCAAGUCCCAAAACCGUUACAACACACGCACAGCAGAUUCUCUCUCUCUCUCUCUCUCUCUCUCUGUCUCUGUCUCUCUCUGAGACUCUCCGUUCGAACCUGCUUUCUACAUUUUCUCUGUGAAACCUCUCUGAGUGAUUUUGAAAGAAGAAAGAUGGCAGUUCAGUUCAUGUUCGGCGUUCCAGUUCCGGUGACAACACCAAAUCCAAAGCCAACACCGGAGGCGGAUAAUGGGAUAUGGUCGCUGUACGUGGGAGACCUGGACCCAAAAGUCACGGAAGCAGACCUCGUUGAUAAGUUUCGUUUAAUAGGUCCCAUUGCCUCUGUGCGUCUCUGCCGUGAUUCUUUCACCGGCGACUCCCUUCGCUACGCCUACGUCAACUUCUUCACGUUAUUAGAUGCGUCCACGGCUUUAUGCUUUCUCAACCACAAGGAGCUCAAAGGAAAACCCAUAAGAAUAAUGUGGUCGCAGAGAUACCCUUUGACAAGAAAAACGGGUAUUGCAAACCUUUUUGUUAAAAACCUUCACCCGUCCAUCACCAGUGCUCAAUUGCAGUCUAUGUUCUCCAAGUUUGGGAAGAUAUUAUCUUGCAAGGUCGCUGCAGAGAACGGCAAGACAAAGGGUUUUGGUUUCGUGCAAUAUGAUUCUGAGCAAUCUUCUAUGACUGCUUGUAAUGCUCUACAUGGUACACUGGUUGAGGGGAAGAAAAUAUAUGUAUCAAAAUUUGUAAAAAAGAGCGCAAGAACAGUAGCCCAUGGAGACGCUAUGAUGGCUUCACUGGAAGGGCAAAACAAAAAUUUAUUUAUAGCAAGGACUCAGCAGAAGGAGAUUGCCAAUUGCCACAUUGAAAAGUUGAAGGCUUCAAGCCUGGCCCUAAAGAACUCAACCCAUCCUGUCCAUUACUCUUCUUUCCAAUCUUUGGGAGAGGAUCUAAUCAAACAGAAGCAGCACAGAAAUACUGGGAAUCGGAGUUUUGUAUGGAAUUCUAGCCUCCAUAUGCUGGAAAGAUGACAACAACUCUGUCUAAGUCACAUAAUUCCUCGGACUUUUGAAUAAGGCAAAUGCUAGGAGCAGUGUAGAUAUGCCUCUCUAUUGCCCUCUGCUUGAACCUUGUAUUUCUUUGUGAUAUUUUUCCUUUUUUUUUUUUUUUUUCCUCCCUUCUUUGUAAUACAGCACCUAGUAUAAAUCUCUGAUAAGACCACUAAGAUUUUGUUUUUAUCUUCUUUUGCUUUUGCUGGAGGUUACCAGAUCCUCUGCUUCUGCUUGCAUUUUUUUUUUUUUUUUUUGCACCACAGCUUGCCUUCAUUGGUUGAGUUGUCAGAGCUCUUUACGGACAGACUUAAAG
This is a messenger RNA of Ziziphus jujuba (common jujube), 1427 nucleotides long. Its product is annotated as polyadenylate-binding protein 6-like. Gene Ontology annotation, cellular component: ribonucleoprotein complex; cytosol; nucleus. The transcript is spliced from 6 exons. Bases 236 to 1093 code for a protein of 285 amino acids. The record is from RefSeq and is a predicted model, not a curated record. NCBI's taxonomy places the organism in Eukaryota, Viridiplantae, Streptophyta, Magnoliopsida, Rosales, Rhamnaceae. Gene Ontology annotation, molecular function: mRNA 3'-UTR binding; poly(A) binding; poly(U) RNA binding.